AUGGCUUCUACUUCCACUCAUAAUGGGUUUUAUGUACUUAUGCUAAUUGGUAUAGUGGCUAGCACUAUGGUGGCUACCUGUGCUGGUAGCUUUUACCAAGACUUUGAACUAACAUGGGGUGGUAACCGUGCUAAGAUAUUCAAUAAGGGUCAGCUUCUCUCUCUAUCACUUGACCAAGUCUCUGGCUCUGGCUUCCAAUCAAAGAAAGAGUACCUAUUUGGCAGGAUUGAUAUGCAGCUCAAGCUUGUUGCCGGCAACUCUGCUGGCACUGUCACUGCUUACUAUUUGUCAUCCCAAGGGCCAACACACGAUGAGAUUGAUUUUGAGUUUUUGGGAAACCUAAGUGGGGACCCUUACAUUCUCCACACAAACAUCUUCACCCAAGGCAAAGGUAACAGAGAACAACAGUUCUACCUCUGGUUCGACCCCACCAGAAACUUCCACACUUACUCUAUCAUUUGGAACCCCCAGCACAUCAUAUUCUCGGUUGACAACAUACCCAUUAGGGUAUUCAAGAAUGCUGAAUCUCUUGGUGUUCCUUUUCCAAAGAACCAGCCCAUGAGAAUAUAUUCUAGCCUGUGGAAUGCUGAUGACUGGGCCACCAGAGGUGGAUUGGUGAAAACUGAUUGGUCCAAAGCACCUUUUACAGCAUACUACCGUAAUUUCAAAGCCACUGAGUACUCAUCCAAGUCUUCCAUUUCAAAUUCUGGUGCUGAAUGGGGUGCAAAUGAACUUGAUGCUUAUGGCAGAAGAAGACUGAGAUGGGUUCAGAGGUAUUUCAUGAUCUAUAACUACUGCAAUGAUCUUAAGCGAUUCCCACAAGGUCUUCCUGCUGAGUGCAGGCGCUCAAGGUUCUAA
This is a messenger RNA of Abrus precatorius (Indian licorice), 858 nucleotides long. Its product is annotated as xyloglucan endotransglucosylase/hydrolase 2. Gene Ontology annotation, molecular function: hydrolase activity, hydrolyzing O-glycosyl compounds; xyloglucan:xyloglucosyl transferase activity. NCBI's taxonomy places the organism in Eukaryota, Viridiplantae, Streptophyta, Magnoliopsida, Fabales, Fabaceae. Bases 1 to 858 code for a protein of 285 amino acids. Gene Ontology annotation, cellular component: cell wall; apoplast. Gene Ontology annotation, biological process: cell wall biogenesis; xyloglucan metabolic process. The record is from RefSeq and is a predicted model, not a curated record. The transcript has 3 exons.